AAAAUUUAAGUAAGCAGCAUAAAACCUUUCUUGGUGCAUAAAAUUAGAAAUUGCUAUAUAUUAUAAUUCUGUGCGCGUAAAAUAUAAUAUAGUAUUUUAUAAAAUGUUAUAAAAAAUGUAUUGAAAAAUGUACGCGACAUCUGAUUCUAUCGAUUGACAGAUUAGAUCGAUUUCUGUACAUCAGUCAGCGGCUUUUAGGUUAAGAUUAUAAUCCAAGUUUUAAUCAUAUUUUCAAUCAAAUUACGAUGAAUUUUUGAACAUUAUUAGGAAAAAGACAUUUUUACAUAUAAAAAAAUGGCGAUGUCUUUUUGCGGAAGGAUUGUUUCAACGCAGCGGAAUUUUUUAAAAAUUCCAAAACGGCACGGAUACAUAGUCCUACUUCCAGAGAUAGGCGAAGAAUCGUCAGAGAAAAAUCCGCUACUGAAGGAUGAUAAUUUACCGGAAUUUAACACAAUUACAAUUGAAAAAUGCAUAGCAGCAAUUGGAAAACAAACUGUCGAGUUUGAGGAAAAAAUGAAAAGCUUGGAAAAGAUGGAAACAAAAAAAGAUUUAGAUGUAUUUAAAGAUUGGAUACAUCCAAUUGAGGAUACAUAUCUUCCAUUAGAAACCACUUGGGGUACGGCAAAAACUUUGUAUUUUGGCAAUCAAAGUUUGAUGCCAACAAAAUAUUAUAUGAGUAUUCACGAACGUGCCACAAGAGCUAUAGCUAGCAAAUAUGGCAGCGUACCACUCUUUAAAGCUUGCGAGGAAGCUCUUGAUAAUAAAAAUCUCAAAUUGACACACUCACAGAAAAGAGUGUUAACCAAAUAUGUGUUGGAGGGAAGAUUGAAUGGUCUACAACUGCAAGAUAAAGAAUUUGAGAAGUACAAGGAUGACUUGAUGUAUAUUUUAUCGAAAUGUAGAGAAUAUAAAUCCAAAUAUGAGAGUUCUACAGCUGCUUACAGUAUGACAAUACAAAACAAGGACAUUGUGAUAGACUUUCCAGAGGACUUUGUUAGAUCUAUUGCGAUUGAUCCCACGCGACCUUUCACAGGUCCUUGGAAAAUCACUUUAAAGCCAUAUAUCCUGAAACCAUUUAUGGAAUAUUGUCCCGAUCGCGAAUUAAGAGCAGCAGUCUGGGAUGCCGAUGUCAUUCGAUGCUCCACUUAUCAGGAAUGGUCCGUUCAAGCGAGCGUGACGUUGGAGGAACUUCGAGGCAGGAGAAUCGAGCAGGCGAAACGAUUAGGAUAUAAACAUUUUACAGAAAUGAGUAUGGAGACAAAGAUGGCUGGAAAUCUGGAAAAUUUAUAUAACACACUGGAAACUCUUCGAAAUACUGCGCUACCUGUCCAGAAGCAGGAAAUUGCAAGUUUGACAGAAUUUGCAAAUGAAAGAGGCUUUAAUGAUAAUCUAAGAGUGUGGGAUAUUGCAUACUGGAGUAGAAAACAACGUCGUAGCAUGUCUAAUUGCGAUGAGAAUGAAUGGAGAUCGUACUUUCCGCUGCCAACCGUCUUGUCAGGUCUCUUCGAGCACAUCGAGACGCUGUUCAACGUGAAAAUCGUGGAGAGUAAGAGAGCGGAUAUUUGGCACAAGGAUGUUCGAUUUUUCGACAUAUUUGACUUGAAAGAAUCUAGCGCGGUGCCCAUCGCGAAUUUUUAUCUGGAUCCUUAUGCAAGAGGUGCGGAAAAAUAUCGCAAGGAACAGGAUUCGGGAUGGAUGUCGACGAUUAAGAGCAAAAGCAAAAUUUGCAAUAGUACUCCAUUGAUCGCUUUAAUCUUUAAUUUUCCACCGCCAGUAGGCGACAAACCUUCUCUACUCUCCUUCAAGGAUGUACAGAUUCUUUUCCAGAAGUUUGGACAUGCCUUGCAACAUCUCUUAACCACAGUCGAGUAUUCGGACAUCGCUGGAUUGUCAUUCGUGGAAUGGGAUGCGGUGUUUGUUUGUGACUAUUUUAUGGAAAACUGGUUAUACGAACCAUUUAUGUUACAAAAAAUCAGUGGACAUUAUGAAACAAAACAGCCAUUGCCAAUUGAAAUUAUUGAGGAAAUUAGAAAAAUGAGAUUGCACUUUGCUGGCUACAAACUAUGUAAAGAGCUUUAUUUGUCGCACUUGGAUCUAGAGCUGCAUUCCAGUGGAACAUUUUGGGUACCAAUGAUGAAACGUCUGUGGCCAAUGUAUUUUGCGUUACCUCUUGAAAGAAGGGAUGUUCACGUUUGUUCCUUCGAAGCUAUAUGGAGCGGAAAUUGGGCGGCUGCAUAUUUCAGUAAGAUUUGGUCCGAAAUGAUUGCUGCCGACUUGUAUACGGCUUUCCAAGAAAUAGAAUUCGAUGACAAAUUGGGGCAGAAGGAGAUGGGCACGAGGUUCCGCGAUACAUUCUUGUCCUUGGGCGGCAGUUAUCCUGCCGCCGAGGUGUUCAGGAUGUUCAGAGGUAGAGAUCCGAGCCCGCAAGCGUUGCUGGACAAUCUCGGAUUAACCGCACGAGCAAUUAAAGAAGCCAAGUGAUAUGAUUAGGUAAUUGGAGAUUGAUAUUAUUUAGUAAAGUGUAAAGGAGCGAAAUUUUGUAUAGUACCUCGGAAAUAGAAGAAUUGAUUGAUGUAAACUCGUCGAAUAAAAAAAAAAUAUAUGUAAUAAAUUAUUACUUAUAAGAU
Camponotus floridanus (Florida carpenter ant) is the source of this 2627-nucleotide messenger RNA. RefSeq names its product probable cytosolic oligopeptidase A. The coding region runs from base 295 to 2481 and encodes 728 amino acids. The record is from RefSeq and is a predicted model, not a curated record. Gene Ontology annotation, biological process: peptide metabolic process; proteolysis. Gene Ontology annotation, molecular function: metalloendopeptidase activity. The transcript has 11 exons. Lineage: Eukaryota; Metazoa; Arthropoda; Insecta; Hymenoptera; Formicidae.